Pundamilia nyererei is the source of this 1472-nucleotide messenger RNA. RefSeq names its product kininogen 1 (gene kng1). The record is from RefSeq and is a predicted model, not a curated record. Gene Ontology annotation, molecular function: cysteine-type endopeptidase inhibitor activity. Gene Ontology annotation, cellular component: extracellular region; blood microparticle. The transcript has 9 exons. Bases 128 to 1306 code for a protein of 392 amino acids. Gene Ontology annotation, biological process: negative regulation of blood coagulation; negative regulation of endopeptidase activity; positive regulation of cytosolic calcium ion concentration. Lineage: Eukaryota; Metazoa; Chordata; Actinopteri; Cichliformes; Cichlidae.
UUCACUCAGCCGUCCAUCCCAGUGUGGAGAGGAGUGGACUUUUUCCUCUACGAGCUCAGCGGGAUCGACAGCAGGCCUACACCUUCAGAAACUCAGAACAGAGUCAAACAUCCAGCAGGAUCUGAAGAUGAGGAGUGGAGUGGGGUUGUGUGUGCUGGGCCUGCUGGGCCUGCUGUGCUCAGUUUUUGGGCAGGAGGCAGCGGAGGUCCAGUCUGGUGUCCUGAUCUUUUGUGAUGACCCGUCUGUGGAGAAGGCUGUCCACAGCGCUGUGGACAAAUUCAACGAGAGGCUGAGCACCGGCCAUAAGCUGGCCCUCUUUCAGAUACUGAAAGCCAGCAAGUCAGAGAAUGGCUCAGACUCAGUGUACUCACUGAAGUUCACUACCUGGAAGAGCGAGUGCACAGCUGACAGCAGCAAAUCCUGGACAGACUGUGACUAUUUGCAGUCUGGAAGCAAGGGGCCGAUUUCUUGCAACGCCACCGUCCUCAUGUCAGAGACAAAGGCUGAGACAAAGCAGGUGGACUGCCAGAUUGAAGGGCACAUCGUUUCUGAGAAAGCAUCUUGCAUGGGCUGCCCAGAGCUCAUCGAUGUAGACUCCGAGGACCUUAAGGUUCCCCUUUCUGUCUCCAUCUCCAAGUACAACUCCAUGUCUGACUCUACCCACCUGUUCAGUCUGCACAAUAUUGGCCACGCCACCAGACAGGUGGUUGCCGGCUUCAGAUUUAAGCUGAUUUUUGACAUGAAGAAGACCGUCUGUUCCAAGGCUGAACACACAGACCUGAACGAGAUAUGCAUCCCAGACGAAAAUAAUCUGGAAUAUGCCAACUGCAACUCUACAGUGGAUGUAGCACCUUGGAGACUUGAGCCACCACAGGCCCACAUAGAGUGUGCACCGGGUCAAUUGCCACCCUCUAAGUUCGCCAGGCGUCGUCCUCCUGGCUGGUCUCCUCUCAGGCACUUCCUGUAUGGUAAUGGUAAUGGCCUGCAUAGCGCUUCUCAAGACCAUAAUACCCCAAAUCGCUUUACACUACAUUCAGUCAAACCCCAUGCCACAGCUACAUCUUCACCCUCACAACCCCCCACCACAGCUAAAACUAAAGAAUCAUCUGAGGAGGACACCACAUCUGCCACACCGUCAGUUUCACGUGACAAGGAUGCGAAAGACCACCUCUUCCACUGCCCAUCCAAGCCCUGGAAAGCUUUGAAGCCUCACCACUCUGCAGCUCCUACCAAGGCUACCGUAGAAGCGGCUUCUCCACAGCCCUCAGCAGAUGGAACCUUCAUCAAUACAGACCUGUUGUCAUAAUUUCUUUCCUCAAGGGAGCCAGAUUCAUAACAGAAAAUUUCCACUUGUUGCGCUCUUCCAGCAGAUUGUUUUUUGUUUUUGUUGCAGACUAGUUCUCUAGUUGCUGCAGGGAGUUUUGGGAGAUGAUGAUCGUCUUGUAAGAUGCCAGGUUUCAAAUGAUACAACA